GUGAGCAUAUGCGAAAUUACAUAUAGCUUUUCCUUUUUCAACAUUUUGUAAGUUUUAGUUUAGGGUUUCAACGUUCAACUUUGGACUUUCUUCAUCAAGAAGAGCAUCUGUAACUUUCUUUCAAUCUCGGAGGUUCUACAGAUCUGGAUCCAAGGCAGUAGCAAAUAGUAAUAGCGCAGUGGUGGAGCAGGGAGAUUGGUGACGGUGACGAUGGCGGAAUCGCGGGAGAGCGUGGUAAGCUCUUCCGAUAGUGACGAUGAGGUUUCUGUUUCACUGGGAGACAAGGUGGUUGUUGAAGGAGCAGGUUGUAGUGAUAGUGAAUUGGAACGCAGGGAAGCCCAGGGGACGGGGGGUUCCAGUACUAAUAGAGUCGGCGACUCCUCAGGGACUGUUGAGAGGAGCUUGGCUAGAGCGAACACUUUGCCCGGGGAAACAUUUAAUGCUGACAAAUUAGAUAUAAUUCCAAGUCAUGUCAAGUUGGAACGAUCAAAAACUGAGAGGCGUAAAAAACCUAAUAUCCUUGGUGAAGAGGUGAAAAGAAUAUUUGAUGACAAAAUAUCAGCCGAGAAGAAGCGCAAGUUGUUGAACCGAGUAGCUACUGUGAACCAUGAUGGGACUGUAGAAUUUGAAGUUUCUGUGGAUGUAGAAACUCUGAAUGCUGAUGUACUUGAAAGUUUUCAUCACGAAGCUGUUGACGAAGAAUCUCUGGAUCCAACAGACCUUCAGUGUGUUCCACCACUUCAAAUAGUAAUGCUUAUUGUUGGCACGCGGGGUGACGUGCAGCCAUUUGUUGCCAUUGGUAAACACUUGCAGGCAGAAUUCAGGCCUCAAGAAUUCCAAAUGGUGCCAAGGAUCAUGAGGGAAGAGGGAGCAGGGGCAUCGAAGACUCAAGGAGUCGAGAAAGGACAGCGCGUGACCUUGUUUCACUGUGGUGACGAUGCCGAUAGGACCGGCCAAGAGGGGAAACUGAGGUGUAGGGGUGGUGCUGAAUUUUUUUUGGAUGCUGUGAAAGGCGAGGUGCAGGGGCAGUCGGGUAAAGGAGAAGAGGAAGCAUGCGGGUUUGGUGAAAUACCCGACCUUGACCCAACUAAGGAUGAGGGAGUGAAACGGGUGGAGUUUAGAGUACCCGUCAAAAAGGGAGAGGGGCCCACAGGCAGGUUGGUAGAACUGAGAGGGGGGACAGCUUGA
This is a messenger RNA of Telopea speciosissima, 1188 nucleotides long. Its product is annotated as sterol 3-beta-glucosyltransferase UGT80A2-like. The transcript is spliced from 4 exons. Bases 211 to 1188 code for a protein of 325 amino acids. The record is from RefSeq and is a predicted model, not a curated record. Lineage: Eukaryota; Viridiplantae; Streptophyta; Magnoliopsida; Proteales; Proteaceae.